Adineta ricciae is the source of this 687-nucleotide messenger RNA. NCBI's taxonomy places the organism in Eukaryota, Metazoa, Rotifera, Eurotatoria, Adinetida, Adinetidae. The record is from the annotation of a GenBank genome assembly.
AUGGAAUUUCACGAACCACCGUCACUUCCUCUCGCACAUCAACAGAUUCGUCUGGGUGAUAUUCAAGCAUCGGCACAUAAAUGGGCAGUUGCUAUGGAAUACUAUGCGGCCGCGAUAGAAUGUUUCAAAGCAAUUCAGAACAGUUUGUCAGACGAGAAUCUUCGAUUCACAAUUCAAGCUCAGAUUACUCAAUGUAACAAAACAAUUCAAGUCUGCCGAUUAAAAGAUCGAUCAGAACAGGCAAUCAAACUUCAACAAGCGGAGCGUCUAUCAAAACUCACGCGAGCACAUUCGACAUCGAAUUUAAAUCCAUCGACGAGAUCUAAUCGACCAAUGACGAGACACAACACCAUUCAGUUAGAGAAACAUGACGUUUUAAGUGGUAUGGACUCGUUUGCAGCGUUUAUCUUUCCCAAACAAACUUCUACGACCGAUUCAGCACCGAAAAUUGCGAAGAAAAACGAAAAGCAUGAUGCACAUAAAAUCGAAGAGCUGCAAAUGAGUUACGAAGCAUUGAAAACUCAUUUGAAAGCUGCAUUUGACGAUAUCGAACGGCUCAAACAUGAGAACAAUCAACUGCGUAUACAACGCGAAACUAGUACAAUUCAAGAACAAAACGAAAUGACACUCUCAACGAAUAGCGAUGACGAUAAUGGUACCGAAACGGAGUUAGAAGCGACUUUGUAA